This is a messenger RNA of Aplysia californica (California sea hare), 389 nucleotides long. Its product is annotated as pre-mRNA-splicing factor ATP-dependent RNA helicase DHX16. NCBI's taxonomy places the organism in Eukaryota, Metazoa, Mollusca, Gastropoda, Aplysiida, Aplysiidae. The record is from RefSeq and is a predicted model, not a curated record.
CGGUAACUCUGAUAGACUUGCAGGUCGUGAACACCAUAACAAGCGUCGAACGUCGUAGGCUAGACAGAAAUUUGAACCAAGACCAAGGGUGUCUCGCAUCUUCACAGUUUAGACCGUUUGGUUUUUAAAAAAUUCAGGACCAGAAAAAAAAAAAGGUUGGAUGUUGCAGAGAAACAUGACAUAAAACCAUGGCUAAAAAUACAGAAGUGUGGGUCAAUGAUAAACUCCAUGAUAUAUUGGGCAUCUCAGAUACCUACAUAGCCCAAUAUUUUGUUGGCCUUGCUAAGAAGUCGGACACAUCUGCAGAGUUGGUGGAGAGGCUGAAAGACACUGGAACAGUUGAAGUAGAUGACAGUCUCAUCGCCUUUGCUAGGGAGUUAUUUGACAAG